GUUCUAGUCACAUCACGGCGCUGAGGUUGUCAUAUUGCCUGAGUAUGAACGAGACGGUGUUGAGAAUAAAUAUCGCCAUUGUGCGUCGAAAACGUAUUGGAAAUCGUUUCAGAUUUCAACAUAUGAUAAUAGCUUUGAAUGCAACAGCCUGACAGAAAUGCGUGUGUAAGAUGUCCCAGCAGUCUGCAAGCGCCCAGCGAUCUAUUCCCCAGAGCAAGGAGGCCCUGUUGAAGUCCUACACGAUCCGACUGAAGGAUGACGUGAAGUCCAUGCUAGACAACUUCACAGAAAUCAUUAGACUUGCCCGCGUUGAGGAAGACGGUCAAGUAUCCAGGACGGCUCAGGCAGAGCAGGACCAGUAUGAGAUGCAAGUGAGGGCCAGCAAUAUUGUGAGAGCUGGUGAAUCCUUGAUGAAACUUGUCUCAGAUCUGAAGAUUUACUUGAUACUCAACGAUUUCCCGUCUGUUAACGACUCAAUAGCUCAUCGAACACAGGUGUGCAAGCGCCUGCAGAACGAGAUCGACGCCAAGCUUCUCUCGGUUCGAGACGAUCUCGCGACAGAUUUGUACGAACUGGAGGACGAGUAUUAUUCAUCAGUGUACAAAUAGUUGCCAAAGCUGUGUAUAGUGGGCCGACAACCAGCUUGAAGGACUUAAACUAUUCAUUGGUGUACGAAAAGUUUCCAUAGCUUUGUACAGUGAGCGUGUAAGCCCCUGCUACAAGCUGUAGGAUAUUAACUAUUCAUUGGUGAAUCAAUAAUUUGUGAAACAGGCUACACAUUGUGAAGCUUUUCUUAUUGUUUGCAGAUAAUCUAUAUUUCUGAAGUUGUUUGUAUUAAUUGUAUUAGGUGCUACACAUUAAGAAGUGAUAGUCGAUUGUAAGGUCAACUUGUAAGUGGUGUGUCAGACACUUUAACGUAUUUGGCUCAUUUGAGAAAAGUGAAGUUAGUGAAAUCGCCUUGUGCAUUUUACGUUUUGGAAAUAAUUUUCCUGUCACCAACUUUCCUUGGUGGAACUCUUGGCUGAUGUUAUACUUUCAUCUUGCAUAGAAUUGAGCUGAAGUAUAGACUUUAUUUUGUGACAAACCCAUAUCAGAAGCCAAGUUAUUGACCUUUUGUGCUGCAGUCAGUAGUGUUUAACGUUUAUGAUUUGUAAUACAUGUAAACACCUUGA
Molecule: messenger RNA, 1172 nt
Organism: Dreissena polymorpha
Lineage: Eukaryota; Metazoa; Mollusca; Bivalvia; Myida; Dreissenidae
Product: mediator of RNA polymerase II transcription subunit 22-like
Exons: 4
Coding region: 171-608 (145 amino acids)
Biological process (GO): regulation of transcription by RNA polymerase II
Cellular component (GO): mediator complex
Molecular function (GO): transcription coregulator activity
Source: RefSeq, a predicted model, not a curated record